Molecule: messenger RNA, 1185 nt
Organism: Alosa alosa (allis shad)
Lineage: Eukaryota; Metazoa; Chordata; Actinopteri; Clupeiformes; Clupeidae
Gene: tnni1c
Product: troponin I, skeletal, slow c
Exons: 9
Coding region: 90-695 (201 amino acids)
Biological process (GO): muscle contraction
Cellular component (GO): troponin complex
Source: RefSeq, a predicted model, not a curated record
GUCUGUCUGUCACCCUUAAAGCCCAUUGUGUCUCACUCUUUGGGGUUUAGUGUUCAUUGUCGAACCAGCGGAACAACUCAGGUGUCAACAUGGCAGAUGAUGAUGAUGCCCCCCGGCCCAUGUCCCCCAAGCAAAUCCAUGCAAAGCCAAAGUCCAAGAUCUCGGCCUCCAGAAAGUUGUCCCUGAAGAUCCUGCUACUUCAGCGGGCAAUGGAGGACCUUGAGGCAGAAACGGUUGCUCGUGAUGAGGAAAAAGUGCGCUACCUAGGAGAGAAAAUCCCACCCCUUCAGACGUCUGGGCUGAAAAUGGAAGAACUACAGAAACUGUGUAAACAGCUCCAUGCCAAGAUUGAUGUUGUGGAUGAGGAGCGGUAUGACUGUGAGGCCAAAGUCAUCAAGAAUGGAAAGGAUAUCCAUGAGCUGAAACUGAAGGUACAGGACCUGGGCGGUAAGUUCAAGAAGCCGGCCCUGAGGAAGGUGCGUGUGUCUGCAGAGGAGAUGAUGAAGGCCCUGCUGGGAUCCAAACACAAAGGCACUAUGGACCUCAGGGCCAACCUCAAAUCUGUCAAGAAGGAGGAGCUCAAACAAGAGAAGGCACCUGCUGAGGUUGGAGACUGGCGUAAGAACGUGGAGGCCAUGUCUGGCAUGGAGGGCAGGAAGAAGAUGUUCGACGCCAGUGGCGGAGGCGGCCAGUGAGAGGUCACAUGACCCUGAGAGGAGGAGCCGGGGAGGAGGAGGAGAGGCGGGGGAUAAAGAGAAGAAAAGGAAGAGAGAAGGAGGAGAAAGGGGAGGAGGAGGAGGAGGAGGAGGAGAGGGACGGCAGAAUAAAGGACUGUCACAUUGUAGGUGCCCGGAGCUUCACAUCAGAGAGAUGAGUCUGUGUGUUCUGUGCUGUUGACAGACACACAGUCAAGAUUUAGCUUUAAGUUACUCUCUCUCUGCCCUCAGAGAGAUCCAGACAAAGAUGGAGCCCAAGGAAGCUGAAAUCAGCAUGAAUAUUUCAACUUAUUUAUAACUCACUGACCCACUAAAUACAUCCGUCUGUAGAAUACCCAGCCCUCGAGGACCACCCCAGGGCCUUGGUGGAGCUUACAGGAUGAGUGUGUGUGCUGUCCUCCCUCUCUUCCUUCCUCUUCUCUCACAGAUGGAUUUAUUACUGUUUUAAAUAAAAUGUUUUAUAGCUUAA